ACAUUUACAUCUGAAAUCCUCACGCUUUCUUUCCCAGCUGAAUCACCACCAACACAUGCGUCAACACAAAAAUACACAACAAUGAUACAGUCUUCAACAGGUUCAGUUUUUGUCACAGCAACAAAUGAGCAAGAAAAAACUUCUCUUCCUCCAGUAACCACAACUGGGAUCUUCACAAGUCCCGUCCCAACCUCUGCUCAGUCACCAGCAGCAACAAUACCGAAGGCAACUUUGCCAGAAACAAUGGUAACUCAAUCACAGUCAGCUUCUCCUCCAUCAGGAAUCACUGUUGUAUCUCAAAAAAGUGCUGUAACAACUGAAUUGCCAGCCACAACACACAAUGAAGACACUUCACAGUCAUUAAUUACUUCCGUCCAUGUGCCAAUGACAAAUGUGCAAGAAUCAACUUUGUUUCCAUCAACAACCACAACUGUGUUCCUCACAAUUCCUGUGCAAUUAAGUACUGCUCAGUCACCAUCAACAACUCCUGAGGCAAAUAUGCCAGACACAACAACUUUGCCAAACACAAUGGUAACUCAAUCCCAGUCAACCUCUCUUCCAUCAACAAACACUGCGGAAUCCCUAAAAACUGAGGCAACUGAUUUACCAGCAACAACACAGGAAACAACGCAGGAGGAAACAAUGAUGCAGUCAUUAACUAAUUCAGUCAAUGUACCAACAACAAAACAAAUUUCGCUUCCUGGAAUAAGUACAGAUGGUUUUCUUACAAAUCCUGUAACAAUUGCCCCACAGUCACCAGAAACGAUACCUAUAACAACAUCUAAAUUACUCAAAAGCUCUUUUCAAUCUACAACUCAGUCACCAGGAACAUUACUUGAGACAAUGGUGUCAGCUACAGAUACAGCUAUUCACACAAACACUCCAUCUGAUGUCCCUACAUUUAUGCAACAAUUAACAUCCGUUCCAGGAACAAAUGUUCCUGAAACCCUGAACAAAACAUCGUCUACAGUACAAUUAACAACUACUAAAAAAAUCACUUCAGCUGCUUUCCCAACAACUAUGCAACAAUCAUCAAGUGCUUCUGAAUUUGUCUCACCAUCAACUGCAAUGGAUAUUACACUGCAAAAUUCAACCACAGGAAACAUUCUGAUAAGUACAGAUGAAAUUCUAACAACUACACAACAAUUAACAACUCCUCUAACCUUAUUUGAGACUACAGUCCCUGAAACAACAACAGUGCACUCAGUCAUAAGCAAGACAGAUGUUUCAGCAUCAUCCACACAAUCAUUUACAUCUCUUAAUACAGUCAUCUCAAAUAACCCUCAAACAAUGACUAAACAACAAUCAACCACAGGAACAACAACUGUACCUGAAUCCACUACAAGUUUUGUAAGCAGUAUCGCUAAAACUCUAAUUGUGUCAACUGUGGAACAAUCAGUGCCAACAGAUAGCCCAACCACAACAGCAACAACAAUAUAUGGGACGACAGCAACUACAGCAUCUACAGUACAAGUAACAGCAACUCAUAAAAACACUUCAACUGAUGUCUCUACAACUAUGAAACACUCAAUUUCCAUUUCAGGAGCAAGCACAACAAAAAGCACAAAUGCAAACCCAACAAGCACAUUUGUGACUACAGUGCCUGAAACGACAACAGUAUUUUCCAGAACAACAACUGUAGCUGAAUCAUCUACAGCACCAGCACUGUCUACCAGUGCCUCAACAUCACCAUUACCUGCUUCCACCAAUACAAGAACUACAACUACAUUCCCAACAUAUACAGGGUCUUCACCUACAACCACAGUAUUUCGCACUUUGUUUCCAUCAUUAAGUACACAACAGUCACUGACUAAUACAACCCAGACAUCUACAGACCUAGCAACUACAACAACCACCACAAGUCAAGCUUCAUCGACAACACUGAAGCAACUGAUCACUACUGCAAUGUUAAGAACUACUAUUAAAGCCACCAUAAAUCCACUGACCACAGCUACUGACACAACAGUUACUGCUCCAACUACCACUGUGUCUACUAAUCCACCAACAGAAAAAGAAGGAUACCUUUAUCUACAAUUCAGGAUGGUCCGAUUCUUUAUACCAGCAUAUGCCGAUCCAACGUCAAAUGAAUAUCAGAUGCUGACAACAAAUGUGACAACUGAGCUGAACAGAGGAUACAAAUUGAUGUUCCCUCUGAUUUACCAACGAAGCAGAAUCAUCAGCUUUUGGUCGGGCUCUGUUGGUGUAACGACUCAGCUGAUCUUUGUCAACCAGUCAGUGGUGCCCAACCUGACAGUAACAGAGGAUUCCCUACAGACAGCUGUAAAUGACUCCAUUGUCUUCUUAGAUAUCAUUCCAUCCAGUAUAAGGGCAGAACAGCCAAAUGUCACAGCAACAACCAUCAGUUCUGGAACAACAAACAUUACAACAACAACUACCACAACUACCACAACUACUACAACCACGAUGAAACAAACCACAAGAGCACCGACUAGUCAAACAUCUGCCCAGACUACGUCCAACAGUGCAACGGCAAGAAACCGACCCAAAGAUGUGGUCACACUUCUUCUCCCUCUCAUCCUCAUCUACUUCCUUCUAACAGAGCUAAGAGUAUAACACAAAUAAAUGCAUCUCUAAAUAAAACACCAGCAUUAAAAUCAGAAUAAAAUCUACUGUCAAAAAAGAUUUGUAUAAUAAAAUCACACUACCUACAGUAUAAUACUAGCAUGCUAUUAUAGCCAAAUUACAUGUUUACAAAACCAUUAAAUAUAUUAUCAUUGAAAAUCAGUUUUAUCAGUUCUGGUAAAUCACAAUCUAACAAUGUCACUGUCAUAUACUUGCACACAGUUAAUCUGUUAUGAAUUUUUUUAAUAUAUGUAAUGUAUGUCUAAUGUAAUUUCUUUUGUUCUGUAAUCACACAUUUUUUGCACUUUUAAAAUUCUAGAUUCUAUAUUCGAAAUUCUAAUAAUUUAUUUCUGUUUAAUGGAACUGGCUCCUGCCUCUUGCAUAAUAAUUUAUUUAUUAUAAUCAUAUAUAACCUUAUUUAACCUCUUUAAUCAGUAUACAUCUAUACAUGUUUUGCACAGAAUAAAUGAAAUAUAUGCAGAAAGUUUGUUUAUCAAUUUAUGUUAAAUAAAAAUAUUUUUAAGUGUUGUAAUGUGAUUUUGUGUGUGUAUGUCUGUGUUUUGCUGUGUUAUGAUUAAUUACAGGCUAUAAAUGAUAGCAAAGAACAUCUUGAUCAAAAUGUUAGAAGUUAGUUCAGUAAAACUAGUAUUAUAAAUUUAAGAAAUAAAUCUAAAAUAAUGUAUAAUGUAUAAAUAAUGCUUGUAGGUCUGCAUACAUGUCACCAUUUAGAAAGAUAUAUAUUUUGUGAAGGAUAUAUAUUUUAAUAUUUUGUGUUUUCAGUGUAUUUUAUAUAGA
Astyanax mexicanus (Mexican tetra) is the source of this 3378-nucleotide messenger RNA. RefSeq names its product mucin-5AC-like. The transcript is spliced from 4 exons. Lineage: Eukaryota; Metazoa; Chordata; Actinopteri; Characiformes; Acestrorhamphidae. Bases 82 to 2574 code for a protein of 830 amino acids. The record is from RefSeq and is a predicted model, not a curated record.